Molecule: messenger RNA, 4484 nt
Organism: Copidosoma floridanum
Lineage: Eukaryota; Metazoa; Arthropoda; Insecta; Hymenoptera; Encyrtidae
Gene: Nup154
Product: nuclear pore complex protein Nup154
Biological process (GO): RNA export from nucleus; protein import into nucleus; protein localization to nuclear inner membrane
Cellular component (GO): nuclear pore inner ring; nuclear pore
Molecular function (GO): structural constituent of nuclear pore; protein binding
Source: RefSeq, a predicted model, not a curated record
AUGUCGGUUACUGUCAGCCGGCGUGAAACUUGUUUAUUUUAAUAAGUGAACCUUGCGUGAAAUAAACAACUCAUUUUCUAUUUUUUUAUACCUUUUCUUUUUUUUAACUAAUUCCAACACUUAAUAAGUAUGUGUAUUAUACUUUUAGUAGUCCUUUUUCAACAAAUUGCAAUGUGAUAAAGUGAAAUUGACCUAACCCUUCGUAUAUAUACGUUAUUUAUGUUUUGUUUCAAAGUUUUUUUUGUUUACUCUAAGAAAACACGUUUUGUUGAUUUAAUCAUUGUGUCACGCACUUGUGGAAAUCAAGGUGUGCUCGUUCUUUGUUAUCUAUCAGUGAAAGUGUAAUGACUUUAACUGAAAUGGAGCCAAUGAAGAUUCAUCUGGAUGCAUUGGAAAUGGCAGGGAAAAUGGUUGAUAAGCAUAUUGUUGCUGACAGCAACUUUCCAACUCUUAUCAACUUGAUGCAUUACAAUGUCCAAGGGGGUCCAACAGUCAGUGGACUUGAUAUUUAUGAUUAUCCAAAUUUGAACGGGGUCUCCAUGGGCUUAACUAACAUUAAUCAAAUGAAGAUGCACAGCAAGAUACCACUACCUUCUGAAGUGAUGGAGCACUUUAGCCAUAUGCAAUGUCAUUGUAUGAUGGGCUUAUUUACAGAUAUUUCCAAGGCAUGGCUCACUAUUGACAGUGAUAUCUAUGUUUGGUCCUACGAAAAUGAGUCUGAUGUAGCAUACUUUGAUGGUUUAAAUGAAACUAUAAUAAGUGUUGGCCUUGUAAAGCCAAAAGCUGGUAUUUUUCAAAAUUACGUCAAGUACCUGCUUAUCUUAACAACCACAGUUGAAAUUACAGUGCUUGGUGUCACUUUAAAUGACAAUGAUGGUGUUCAAGGAGAAAUGCAACUCGUACCAGAGCCCAUUUUCACCGUCACAACUGAUGGAGUUGCAAUAACAACGAUCGCAAACUCGAACAGUGGACGUAUUUUUCUUGGAGGGAGAAACGGUUCUCUGUACGAAAUUUACUAUCAAGCGGAAAGCAGUUGGUUUGGCAAGCGUUGUAAAAAAAUCAAUCAUUCAGAGGGAACAUUCUCGUUUUUAAUACCAUCAUUCGUGUCGGUUGCUCUAAGCGAAGAGGAAUCAAUUAUUCAAAUCUCCGUCGAUGACUCUCGGAAUAUUCUCUAUACACUGGGUGACAAGGGCACAAUAACCGUCUGGGACAUAGACGGUGGUGGCGCAUCCAAAGUUACGUCGUUAUCGCAAGCAACGAUUGUGUCAAACGUCACUCAUGUCGUUCAAACUUUGGACAGCAACAACUUUCGUCCUUUGGCCACUAUCUCAUCGAUUAAUGAGUCUGAAUCCUUGCAUCUGAAUUUGGUGGCGGUCGCCGCGACGGGUACGAGAUUUUAUUUUAGCUGCACGUCUAUGUCGAAUCCAUCAGCGAGACCCCAGUGUCUUCAACUCAUUCACGUCAGAUUACCACCUGGUUAUUCAGCCAAUGCCCCAGUCAUGCGUCCGAGAAAAGUACAAAUGGCUCACUAUAAAAAAGGCACGUUAAUAUUGAUUAGUGGUGGUGAAGCUGAAAGUGCAUGGUGCUUGAGUAACGAUGCUUAUCCGUUCUCCACAUAUCUCGCCGAAACUCAAAGUAUUUUACCUCUCGACAGUCCAGUGUGGUCACUGGCUGAGAUUCCUGGAGAAUCGGCGAUUCAAAUUGAAAAACAAUGUGGUGGUCUUGGUGACCCUCCACUCUUAGUGCGCCAACACAUGGAACCACCUCGUAAAUUUAUACUCCUUACAGCCCAGGGUGCAAUUGUACUUAUUCAAAUGCGGCCUGUCGACAUUCUGAGGCAGCUCCUUUUAGAACAGCGUGGUCCUGACACAGACGCUGUUCGAGCUUACUUUCAGACACAGUCACCAGAGCAAGCUUGUGCGACAUGUCUUAUUCUUGCGACAUUGGAAAGCUCACAGAAUGCUCAGCUGGCUGAAUGGGCUACCAGAGCUUUCUUUUUGUACGGUGGUCAAAGGAUAGUUCAACCUACUGAUCCUCAUAAUCCAUUUUUCAACAUUACUGCGGUGGCAAGUGAUAUGCGUGCAACUUCGACGCCGCGAGUUUCGUGCUUCGACAACCGUACUCAACUGUUUCAACGCACGCCUCAACAACAACCACAACAGCAACAACAAACUUUCCCUCAGCAAAGUGGACCAAGUGCCGACUUGCAGCAGUUUUCAUCCAAGCAUGGUGGCCUCUACCUCUACAUCGGACGCAUACUUAGGCCUGUUUGGAGUUUGCGUUGCAUAAAGCAGGAACAAGUCGACGGCAAGUCGCACUUAAUGAGUACUGUUAACGCCAGCCAGAUUGGUUGGAUAUUAGGACACCUGCAAGCACUGCGCGCUUUCCUUAAUAAAAACACUCAUAUAACCAAACUACACGGUACAAUGAGAAGUAUUACUGAUGGAUUUGACAGUACAAUAAACAGUAACAUUCAAGAGCCAAUUGUGGAAGAGAGAAACUCUUUGGAUGCCCUGAAAAUUUUCAUUACUCACGCAUGUGAGAUUCUAGGCUUGUGGAAAAUUCUUUGCGAAAAUCAAUUGCACAACAUUGUUAGCUGUCUGUCAAAAGACCAGAUCAAUCAAUUUUGCAUUGCAACGUUUCGUGAUUUAAUUUUGCACGGACACGAGUAUUGUUCAUUACUUAUUUUUAAUCUGAUUGAAAGUUAUCUAGGGGAUAAUGCGUCCAUUGAUACUGUAAGUGCAAAAUUACGCGAAAUAUGUCCAAAUCUUUAUCGCAGCGAAGAUGCGGUUUGUUCAAAAGCAAAUGAAAUAAUAAUAAAAGCAAAAAACUGCACGAAUUUGGAAGAAAAAGAUUCGUAUCUCCUAUCGGCAUUGAGGUUGUGCAAAGAAGUAGGCCCUAGAUUAAAUAUUGGCGCAGUCUGUCAACAGUUUGUUGCCUGUCACUUUUAUCACGGAGUUUUACAGUUGUGUCUUAGCUGUGCAGAAAAAAUCGAUCCCAAUAAUGGUGCCGUACACUUUUACAAAAAUAACGAACCCAUUGAUGAUCAAGAAGGACAUCAAGCCUACUUGAAAAGACUAGAAAUCUAUAAAGAAUUUACUGCCAUGCUUGAUUAUCUUUAUAAUCAAGGUAUAUCCAAUUCAAUGGCCGUUGUUACUUCAGCAAAGGAAACUAUGAAUAAAAUGAUUCAAGAAGCAUUGAACUCCUCCUGUGAAAUUCUUCAUAUUGCAACAUAUAGUUGGAUGAUUGAUAAAGGACUCGAUGGUCAGUUAAUCGCCGCAGCGACACCUUCAUUAGAAAAUUAUUUAAUUCGCGUGAACGCACCAGAACUGUUGUGGCAGUAUUAUGAAAAAAAUAAAAAUCACGCUGCUGCAGCUAAAAUUCUUUACACUCUAGCAACAAAAACUGGAACUGAAAUUACAUUGCCACAACGAGUAGAGUAUCUCGCGCGAGCUGUGGUUUGUAUGAGAAGCGAUGAAGCCGGCUAUGCACCACAUCUUGGAGUAUUUUUAAGAGAACUUGAAGACAAAGUUGAAAUUGCCCGAAUUCAACAGCAAAUUCUUGAUACCAUUUGCAAUCAACAAGCACUUUUCGAUCCUAUAGUAGUUCAAGAUGUUAAAGUAAGAUUAAAUUCGGCUCUUCUGGACAUAACUCAGCUUUAUGAGGAGUAUGCAGAGCCUCUUAAGUUAUGGGAGUGUAAGUUGGCUAUUAUCCACUGUUCUGGUCAUCAAGAUGUAAUGUUGAUCCAAGGAAUCUGGAGGAACAUCAUUGAUUUAGAACUAAAAAAUGCCUUGGGAUCACCUGAAGAUAAAAUGACUAUUGUUACAAGCAAAGUAAGACUACUUGGUCAAGAAUAUUGUGGUACACCCCAUUGUUUCCCCAUUGAUUUCCUCUUAAAAGAAUUGGAAAUUAAAGCUUGCAAGCUUAAACUAUCUAAUGAUCAUAUUAUAACAUGUUUCCUUCAAUUGGGCGUAUCGAUAGAGGAACUUAUUGAUCAUUAUGACAAAAUGAUUGGAGGCAAUAAUCGAGUAUGGCUUAACGAAGGAAAUGAAUUCCAUUUGAUUGAAUCAACAGUUAAUCUAGUAAAUUAUUUCAUCACAAAUUCCAAUAUUACCAAUGCUUUUGUCAGGAGAAAAGUUAUCACACGGUGUCAAGAUGUUAUAUCAAAAUGCUUAACGAUAUUGUUUAGUAGACCAAUUGGGAAUGAGUUAACUGCCAAACUAAGAUCGAUCCAGAGUGUCCUUAAUCGUCUGUAAGAUACUAAAAAUUUCGUAUAAUUAUGGAUGUAAGUUCAAGUGUAAUGAGCCUGUUGUAUAAAACUUCAUUGGAACUAACAAUUUUGUACAAACUUGAUGUAAAGGCAACAAAUCAGUAAUAAAAUAAUGAAGUAAGAUUAAAGUUACAAUAAAUGUAAGAUUUUUUUACCUUAAAUGCUUAUACUCUAUAUUUGUAUUACAACAGUUUAUUGUUUUAAUAAAAAAAAA